AUGUCUCUUUGCUUCACCAUGUCUUGCCUACAGCGAUUCUCCUCUUUAUCUGCCUGCUUACAUCUCUUGUCUGAUCUUUUCAGCUUUCAGUACAACUUCUUCUCAUGUCGCAUUCUUUAUUUUUUUAAUUUUUUCUUUCAGCUUCUUUUCCUUCACCUCAUCAGAGUUUUUUUCUUCCACUUUCAUUCUUUCUUUUUUCUAUUUUUUCUUUCAGAUUCUUCUCCUUCACCUUAUCAGUAUUUUUUAUUUUUAUUUCAUUCUUCUAUUUCUUCUUUCAGUGUCUUUUCCUUCACCUCAUCAAAUAUUUUUCUUCCUCUGUCAUUUUUCAUUUUCCUGUUUUUCUCUUCUUUUCCUUCACUUCAUCAUUUUUUUUCUGCUUUCAAUCUUUCUUUUUUCUAUUUUUUCAUUCAGCUUCUUUUCCUUCACCUCAUCAAAUAUUUUUCUUCCUCUUUCAUUCUUUUUUUUAUUUUUUCAUUCUUUCAUAUUUCUAUUUUUUUUACUUCUUUUCUUUCACUUUAUUUUUUUCCGCUUUCAAUCUUUCUUUUCUUUUUCUAUUUUUUCUUUCAGCUUCUUUUCCUUCACUUCAUCAAAAUUUUUCUUCCUCUUUCAUUCUUUUCUUUUUCUAUUUUUUCUUUCAGUUUCUUUUCCUUCACCUCAUCAAAAUUUUUCUUCCUCUUUCAUUCUUUUUUUUUCUAUUUUUUCUGUCAGUGUCUUUUCCUUCACCAUAUCAAUUUUUUUUAUUCCUCCUUCUUUCUUUCUUUUUUCUAUUUUUUGUUUUUUCUUCUUUACCUUCAAUUUAUCAAUUUUUUCCCUUUCAAUCUUUCUUUUCUCUUUCUUUUUUCUUUCAUCUUUUUUUCAUUCACCUCAUCAAAUUUUUUUUAUUCCUUUGUCAUUUUUUCUUUUUUUUACUUUUUCUUUCAGUUUCUUUUCCUUCACUUCAUCAAAAUUUUUCUUCCUCUUUCAUUCUUUCUUUUUUCUAUUUUUUCUUUCAGUGUCUUUUCCUUCACAUCAUCAAAUUUUUUAUUCCAUUCAUACUUUUUUAUUCUUUCUUUUUCUAUUUUUCAUUCAGCUUCUUUACCUACAACUCAUUUUUUUUUAUUCCACUUUAAUUCUUUUUUUUCAUUUUUUCUUUCUUUUUUCUAUUUUUUCUUUUCCUUCACCUCAUCAAUUUUUUCCUCUUUCAAUUUUUCUUUUUUUCUUUCUAUUUUUUCUUUCACUUCACCUCAUCAAUUUUUUCUUCCUCUUUCAUUCUUUCUUUUUUCUAUUUUUUCUUACAGCUUUCUUCACCACAUCAAAUUUUUCUUUUCAUUUUUUAUCAUUUUGCUUCUUUUCCUUCACCUCAUCAAUUUUUUUUUUUAUUCCACUUUAAUUCUUUCUUUUCUUUUUUCUACUUUUUCUUUUUGCUGA
Messenger RNA from Acanthosepion pharaonis, 1407 nucleotides. NCBI's taxonomy places the organism in Eukaryota, Metazoa, Mollusca, Cephalopoda, Sepiida, Sepiidae. The record is from the annotation of a GenBank genome assembly.